Messenger RNA from Cylindrotheca closterium, 747 nucleotides. NCBI's taxonomy places the organism in Eukaryota, Bacillariophyta, Bacillariophyceae, Bacillariales, Bacillariaceae. The record is from the annotation of a GenBank genome assembly.
AUGCCAAAACCUGAAGGUAAGCUGCCAGCACUAAGAAACGACCAGAAGCGCAGCGUCUGGGAAAGCCGUUUUGUGCCAAAGAUCUUGACGCUGUGGAAGUCAGGCAAAAUUGGUCCAGACACCAAGUUGGGAGAUGUGAAAAAAGCCGUUGAUGAUACAGGCAAUUUUCCACAAGGAACUUUCAGAACCUUCUGGUACAAACUCCAAAAUGAAUUAAGAGAUGGAGGGAAAAAAGAGGAGCUGGAUGCAUACCUAACUGAGGACGAUGUUGAAGAUGAUUACCCCUUGACUUUUGCACCCAAAAGAGCAAAGAUUCUAGGUGGUUUGCCCACAAGUGACGACAUCGAGGCCGACAAUACCUUCAAACCCCCCACAAAUUUUGUUCCCUUUGUUAACAAUAAUGGUGACCACAUGCUCGCGGUUGAAAUGCUUCUACCUUCUGGCUACUACAACAACAAAGAGAGGUACUGGGUUGAGCUUGAUGGUGAUAAGAUCAUUGUGACCAUAAAGAUGCCGCGAUUACUUGAGGAUCACAUAAACAUGUUCUAUGCCAUUGUUGGUGAAGAUGAGAAAUUGCAAGGCAUGAUGCACUCUGCAAACAAGGUCAGCAUCGCAAAGCAUCAAAAGAAUGCUGGAGGCGACAUCUUGAUGACCGCCGAAGUUGACCUGCCUUCCACAUCAGGGACCCCAUUAUUUCUUUUAAAAUUCCGGUCGUAUAUCUUGGCCACAAUUCUCUUUUUCUACUGA